Hylaeus anthracinus is the source of this 1791-nucleotide messenger RNA. It is a transcript of the gene Metrn, whose product is annotated as meteorin-like protein. The record is from RefSeq and is a predicted model, not a curated record. The transcript is spliced from 3 exons. The coding region runs from base 666 to 1658 and encodes 330 amino acids. Gene Ontology annotation, molecular function: hormone activity. NCBI's taxonomy places the organism in Eukaryota, Metazoa, Arthropoda, Insecta, Hymenoptera, Colletidae.
GCGAGGAAUAGAGAGUAGGGAGGAAAGCGAGCAACGCAACGACACGGCCCGAAAUAGUUGUGCAGGAGUUGUGUAAACGGUGACUCUAUAUACCUAUGCUGGCACGCGGAAACGCCGAUAUCGUUAUGCUUACUUGGAUCUUGGCGUAGAAGAGCAACCACCUUUCUACGUUUCGACGCAAGCAUGAUUCUUCGUAUAUUCUCGUCUUCGUUUGUCGUACGUAUGCGACCGUACAACCGCGCGACUCGAAGACGCAGUGUCGAAAUGAAAGUGAGUGGUCUACUGCUACGACAGUGAAGGCGUGAGGUGAUUCUCGACCGAUCAAAUUUUAAACGAAUUUUAUCGUUUCUAAUAAUUAAACAUGAUAAAUUCCUAACAAGAUACCGCAUCUCGUGUAACAACAGUAAAGAGAAAAUACGUUAAAAAGAGUGAAACACUGAAAUCUGGACAGAAAUAGACUAACUACGGCAUGAGUCGCGAAGUCCGUCCAUCGAUCGUAACCUUUCGACUAUCGAGGAACCGACAAUGCAGCAAAUUUACUCUGAUCGCGGGAAAUGAAAUCUGAUUCUAGAUUCAAUUAGCGAACCGAACGGUGGAAGUUCAUUAAACAGAAAUGCAACUUGAAGUGUGCAUUUAGUAAACGCGAUUCAGAAUUAACGAAAAAGAUGAGAACGCUUACGUUUAUCGGCUGUUCGGUACUUUUGCUAUCCUUACUGCUACGUAUCAGCAUCGUGUCAUCGGCCCCUACGUACGAACACGCUGCUUUCCAAACCGCUGAUCAGUGCGACUGGCUUGGAAGCGGAGGUGGCGGUCGAGGUGUACGACCCGUGUAUCUUCGAUGCUCGAGGGGAACCGUAUCCUGGCGAUAUCCACGAGGCGCUCUACGCGUAGUUCUCUCGCCCCCUGUUCUGACCGGGUCCAUCUCGAAGAUUCGCUUCGGGUUUGUCGAGGGAGGAGGGAACGACGGUAACGCUAGCACCAACGACGUUUACCGAUUAUCCGAGUUUCGCACGUGUACCAAGGUCUCCGGUCCGGUAAGAGUAUAUUUGGAAACUCGCGGAAAACUCCGGUCGGUGUAUUCCCCGAGGGACGGUAAACACGAAGCCUCGCAUAGAUGUUUCCGCGCGAAAAAGCAGCCAGCGGCGCUGUACAUCGAAGCUGAAGAACCUCCUGUGUCGGGUGAACGUCGCGAUGCGAAAUUACAAUACGAUCUGGAAUUACGGUACACCGAUAACAGCCACGAAGGGAGAACGCGUAGAUUUAACGAGGAGGAAGAAGAGGACUGCAGGCCGUGCUCUAUGGACGAAUUGGCUAAAGCUUAUUGUCAAAGCGACUUAGUAGCUAGAGGUACCGUGAGCGCCGUUCAAAGACAACCAAGUUUAGAAGCCGCUGAGCUCGUCCUUAGGAUAACGAAGACUUUGCGCCGAAUCGAGGAAAACGAGGGCAACAACGACGUGGACGUUAUCGACUCGUACAACCGACGAAACAUACGUGUAAGGGUGCCAACCGCUUGCGACGCGCGACACGGACAGGGUGAGUUUGUCGUAAUGGCUAAACGAAGACUCGGUGAUCUUGUUCUGGUUUGCGCGCCGAGGUUGGAAACUUGGAUAAAAACGGUCCGUGAACUAGAAAGCGCACCCUGCGUACUUCGAAGUUAGCACGUUCGAGUUACAACAAAAUGACUGUAAAUACAUUGUACUUUCCUGUUCUAUACUAUACGAAUAUCGAUCUCCAAACUGUGAUAUUGUUUUGUAAAAAUUUUAUCGUGACAAAUAUAUCUUUUCAGCAAGA